Mya arenaria is the source of this 2641-nucleotide messenger RNA. RefSeq lists its product as uncharacterized. NCBI's taxonomy places the organism in Eukaryota, Metazoa, Mollusca, Bivalvia, Myida, Myidae. The record is from RefSeq and is a predicted model, not a curated record. The transcript is spliced from 2 exons. The coding region runs from base 454 to 2349 and encodes 631 amino acids.
GUUUCGUUUUGAUGGGGCUUUCAUAACAAGUGAUGUUGACAUCGAUCUCUGUCAGUUUCACUGUCAAUUUCAAGCCUAGUUGUGUUCUAAAAAAUUGGAUACAUGUACAAAUGCAGACCCUCCAAGCAUCACAAGCCAGGGCAGUAUGCUUGUCACUGGAAAGCAAUCUAUGACCGAUGUUUCAUUGUUUUAAUGCAAAGAGGAGGUUAUUCUACAAGUCGACCCUUUACUUGUGUCGUCAACACUUCGUAGAAAAUACCCUCGAUUUGAACCUGUUCACCAGAUUAUCAACAAAUUAGCACUAACAAAUGACAGAAAAUACGCCUCAGAUGAUUUGAUAAGCGACCUGCCACAAAAAUUUGCUUACAUGACUUCGUAUUUGUUCUUGAAGAAUGUGGCUAUAAAAGAUUAGCAGCAAAGCUGCACCUUUCCCUUUUCAAACCGGAUACCGCUAUGAGCGUGAAACAUAUACAUUCAUUGACAUCAGGUCGAAGGCCGUCGCUAAUCAAAAUGAUUGAUAAUCUGAAAAUGAUGGUGGAUGAUGCUCAGUUCACCAAUCCUUGGCUUACAUUACGCCAAUUAAAUGACAGGUUCAUCUUACAAAUGCAAAAUGAAAGUAAUGAUUAUCGGAGACAAACUCUUGCUGACAAAUGUGUAGCAUAUCUUUGCGCAGAAAUCGAUGCGAUAGCUAUUACAUUUGACAAAGGUCUAUGCGAAAGAGACCUCUUCACAAAAAUGAAAAGUCUCACAAGCGAGACAAGUAAUACUCUGCUAACAGAUGUUGUUUAUUUUGGCCGGUUAGCAAACGCAAAUGCUAUUGCAGGACGCUUUGAUGAAAGUGAAGAUAUGCUCAGAGCUGCGCGUUGUAAGGCAUUCCAUAUUGGUCCUUGCCGUGAACUUUUGGUUAUGUUUUAUAUCGAAGUGCAAGUAAGGCUGUAUAGCUUUGACAAGACGCCAACAGCUGAUGCCAGGCGGUCUCUGUUAAGGUGGGGUAGGAUGGGUCUUCAAUAUGCUGAACAGGUGAAUUUGGACGGUAAAAAGGCGUGGAGAAGAUCCUUUGUUUUGAGAAUGGUAUUUUGUUUGCUUGGUCUCGGGAACACAGCAAACAUUAUUGAAAAUUGUCAUGUUGACGAAACAUGUAUUGUAGAAGCAAAAGAACUUCUUGCCAAUAUAGAUAGAAACUGGACUGGUAUAAAAACUAGAAGACAAAUGUUGUACCAUGUUGCUAGAGGUAGAAUAGCGGAGUUGACAGAACAGUACCAAGACUGUCUGAACAAUUUACGAAUCUCUAUGCACCUUGCCCGUGAAGGCCAAUUUUUCGAAUUGGAAUUCAUUUCAAAUUACUGCGAUAAAGUUAAAACAUUCCACCAACGUCUCAAGACUAACAGCAUCUUGACAUUUGAUGAUGACGAAACCAUUCCAAAACUCAGGCUAUAUUCUCCGGUAUCAUGGAAUUCGACAUCAAAUGUGGCCCUUCUUCGUCUUCCUUCAGAUGAAGACACACACCCAUCGGUGAAAUUUCGGUUAAAACGUGAAGAACAUAAUAUUUUUCAAGAAAAAAACAGUCAGUCAGUAGACUUUGAGCGACAGCACGACAUAGUUUUAUUGAAAUCCAAUAAUCUUUCGUUUUCCGGUAAAAGCAACUGGUCAUGCACCGAUACGAGCGUGACAGUAUUCAAAUCAGGCAUGUCUGGUAGGUUUUGCAUGGAAAGUAAUAACAUAAAUAUCGAAAGCCAUACAGAGCCAAAGGAAAUUUACCAUAUGCAGCAAAUGAACACUAGUUUUGAAAGUGAAAAGGGAGCUCAAUUCCCCCAUAGAAAGGCUGGCGAAACAACAGAACAACCAAAUGCCGAUGACAAUCUUCCCAACCGUGAGAAUGAAAAUGACUAUAGAAUCCACCGAGAGUGCCUGAAGUCAGACAAUAUCAAGGAAAGCAAUGAAUCAAAGUUGUCUGUUCGACUACCAUUAAGUGGCCGCACAUCAGCCGCAAAUAGCGAUGCAGAUUCUUUCACGAAACCUAAAUGUUUAGUUUCCUCUGAACAUCCGUACCCUACCCAAGAACACUUACAUGGUGAAGAUCCACACGUAAUAGAAACGUUUGGCACAUUUGAAACUUCAGAACUAUUCAUGCCUGUUACUGGAAUGGAAAACAGAAUUCCACCUGCUGGGCGUAGCAGUGCUGGCAAUACACCAUGUCAAACAGUAGAAAGAUUUUCAGAUUCCCAAAAAGGGUAUCAGAAAGAGGGACACACAAGCGUAGAACAUCUAGAUGUGUACCAGUCUUUUAAGGAGUCAAAUUUAUCUGACAAUCUGUCCUCUCUGGAUAGCGAUGAUAUGUUUGGUUAUUGAUAUGGCAAUUGCACUUCUGCUCCUUAGCAUGUUCACCACUAUUCGACUUUAAGGUAGACAGUUUUGAAGAAAGUGAACGAGCUUCAGCCAUCACAUCAACAAUACUUGAUUGCAAGGUUUUAAUCCGUAUAUUUUGGUUCCGUGUACUUUCAGUUUUCUUGUUAAUACGACUCGUAUUGACUUGGUGACAUAUCACUACGCAACUUGCGUGUUUGUUCAUAUAUUCAUAGCUUUCUUGAAUGUUUUCAAAUGUUGUUGUUGUUUGUUCUUCACAUAAAAGUCAGUAUAUGGA